AUGAGUAACGUCUCUGGAGCUUCUAGUGGGUCAUCAGUUGGUUGUCCAAGAGGGAGAGUUUAUGGAGUGCCAAAAACUUGUUCAUGUGGAGAGAAAAUCGUGGAAUUGAUUUCCAAAUCGAACAACAAUCCGUACCGGCGGUACUAUCGCUGCGGAUAUGCUGUAUCUAAUAAACUUAUGAAUGAUAACCACACAUUCAAGUGGGUGGAUGAGGCUCACUUAGAUGAGAUAGAGGGAUUGAAGAUGAGAAAUGCAAGGCUUGAGAAAAAACUUGAAGCGGUUACCAUUGAGAGGAUGGAGUUUGAGAGGCUUGUGUUUGAGAAAGUGAAAAUGAAGAUUGAAGAGGCUUUGGUUGAAUCAUCACAUACGAGAAAGGAGAUGGUGAUUGGUGCAAUCGUUUUAUGUAUGGUGAUGGUUGGGUUUAGUAAGUUGCUAAGUUAA
Molecule: messenger RNA, 441 nt
Organism: Microthlaspi erraticum
Lineage: Eukaryota; Viridiplantae; Streptophyta; Magnoliopsida; Brassicales; Brassicaceae
Source: the annotation of a GenBank genome assembly